AUGGAGAAAGGACCUAGAUACAAAGCCUACGCGGAACUCAGAGAAUCGCGGCUAAGGAGGAAGUACAUGAUCCUAGAGGAGCUCGAAGAAUCCGAAUCGAAAUUGACCCCAUUGAAGAAACAAGUCAAAUUUAAGACCCAUCUGACCAAUUCGCGAAAAGGGUAUUCCGUUCUCGCUCAAUCGGUGCCCAAUUUCUCAGCCGUGUUACGAAAAGAGAACCGCAAGCCGCCGUCAAGGUUUCCGUUGAUGCAGGAGAUGACCAUGCCGACAAAGAGUCUGGCGAAAGCAGCGUACGGGAUAUUGUCGAAUUCGAUAGGGAGUAAGUCGGUGAGCGCGGGGGAGGAGAGGUACAACAAUAGCGGAGGGAUCACGGCGAGGAAGAGCUACGCGAGUAUGGAGGAGUUGAAGGGUUUGUCGUCAAUGUCAAUGGUGGAAGGGAAUGCCAAUGGCAAUGGCAGAGCAAUACCAAAGACUCAUUUGGGAUACAGACAGUUCUGA
Molecule: messenger RNA, 498 nt
Organism: Malus domestica (apple)
Lineage: Eukaryota; Viridiplantae; Streptophyta; Magnoliopsida; Rosales; Rosaceae
Source: RefSeq, a predicted model, not a curated record